GAGCCUCUUUUCCUCUCCAAAAUUUAAUAUUUCAUAGGCUUUGAACAACAUUUGGUAUCAGAGCUAGAGAGCUAUCCGAGGGCCUAAAUUGUGAGGAACAAAAAAAAGGAGUGAAAACAAUGCAGACUGCGGGUGGUAACAAUGGGAAUUCAAUCUCCCAAUUACCUAUGUUCAAGGGUUCAAAUUACCACUUUUGGAGUUUGAAGAUGAAGACUCUCUUCAAGUCUCAACAGCUAUGGAGCAUUGUUGAGGAAGGGUUUGAAGAUGGACAACCAGAGGAACCAGAUCAAGCCUUGAGAGAUAGAAGAAAGAAAGAUGCACAGGCUCUCUAUUUCAUCCAACAAGCCUUGGAUGAUGAGGUCUUUCCCCGGAUUGCUGCAGCCUUAACAUCCAAGGAAGCUUGGAGUAUUCGUCAAAAGGAAUACAAGGGUGACAAGAAAGUCAUUGAGGUCGGGCUACAAUCCCUAAGAAGGGAGUUUGAGAAUGCCAAGAUGAAGGACAAAGAAACUGUCAAUGAUUACCUCUCUAGGAUCACAUCAAUUGUGCAGAAGAUGAGAUCCUAUGGAGAGGAGGUUAAAUCUAAACAAGUGAUAAGUAAGGUGCUGAGGAGUCUUUCAAGGAAGUACUCUCAUCUUGUGGCAGCUAUUGAGGAGUCUAUGGACAUGGAGGUAUACACCUUUGAUGAACUCAAAGGUUCUUUGCAGGCCUAUGAAGAAAGGGAAGAUAAAGAGGAAGAAAGGGAUGAGACAGCUUUUCAAGCUAAAGCUGACACUUCUCACCAUGAUAGGACUCAGCAAUCAUCAAGAGGAAGAGGAAGAGGUCGUGGGUAGGGCUGUUAACGAACCGAGCUUUUAUCGAACUAUUCGAGCUCGAGCUCGGUUUCGAACCUAACGAGCCGAGCUUAACUAGCUUUCAAACUCGAACCCGAGCUGAGUUUUAAGUUCGAAAAGUUAAUCGAACCGAGCUCGAACAUAGUAGUACUCGGCUCGGUUCGAACUCGAGCCUAUCGAAC
Cuscuta epithymum is the source of this 1012-nucleotide messenger RNA. The record is from the annotation of a GenBank genome assembly. Lineage: Eukaryota; Viridiplantae; Streptophyta; Magnoliopsida; Solanales; Convolvulaceae.